AUGUUUCUGCAUCGGACAACUGUAAUCGAGAGUUUGCUUGACCUAUCGCGUUUCUCCAACUGGAAUCGACUACUAAGGACAACUGCGUAUGUGUUUCGGGCAGUAGCAAUCUUCCACAAUCAACGAACUACGAGCGGACACUACAGAGUACUGCAGAAAGAAGAAUUUGCAAAGGCAGAGGCAGCGAUAAUGCGCCAAAUACAGGCUGAAGCAUUCCCAGAUGAAGUCGCUUUAUUGAGCAGUAGCGCCGAGAAGCAAAUUGUGUCCAAGUCCAGCCCAAUAUACACAUUGACGCCGUUCUUAGACGACGAAGGUGUCAUACGGAUAGGCAGCCGCACAGAGAAAGCAUCUAACCUCGCUUAUGAAGCAAAGUAUCCCGUUAUCCUUCCUAAGAACCACACUGGUACUACACUUUUGGUAAAUAGCUUUCAUCGAAAAUAUCUCCACGCCAAUGGAGAAACGGUACUCAAUGAAAUUCGCCAGCGGUACUAUAUACCCGGCCUUCGAACAGUGAUUCGCAGAGUCACGCGUGAGUGUCAGCUGUGUAAGGUGAAGAAAGCAGUUCCUCGUCCUCCGAUGAUGGCACCGCUUCCAAGCGUUCGGCUUACGCCAUUCAUCCGGCCAUAUACUUUCCUGGGAGUUGAUUACUUCGGACCACUGGAAGUUAAUUUAGGAAGAGGAGUAGCUAAGAGGUGGGUGGCCCUAUUUACGUGCCUCACUAUUAGGGCAGUACAUUUAGAAGUCGUGCAUAGCCUCUCUACGGUAUCCUGCGUGAUGGCAUUCCGUAGAUUUGUAGCACGAAGAGGCGCGCCAGUAGAAGUAUAUUCCGACAAUGCUACGAACUUUGUUGGUGCGAGCCGUCAACUGAUUGAAGAAAUACGAGGGAUCAAUAAAGAUUGUGCAGCCACCUUCACGAAUGCGCAUACUACAUGGAGAUUCAAUGUGCCUGCGGCACCGCAUAUGGGAGGUCCGUGGGAACGAAUGGUUAGAUCCGUGAAAACUGGGAUGAAAGCUAUAACGGAAUCAACGCGACAUCCAAAUGACGAAACUCUGCAAACCGUACUCCUGGAGGUAGAAUCUGUGGUAAAUACACGUCCGUUAACUUAUAUUCCGCUGGACUCAGCUGAACAUGAAGCGCUCACUCCGAAUCAUUUUCUACUGUACGGAUCGAACGGAAUUAAACAACCAGCAUCUGAACCUGUGGACAGCGGAUCUGCUUUUGCGGAGUAG
This is a messenger RNA of Armigeres subalbatus, 1230 nucleotides long. RefSeq lists its product as uncharacterized. Gene Ontology annotation, molecular function: nucleic acid binding. Lineage: Eukaryota; Metazoa; Arthropoda; Insecta; Diptera; Culicidae. The coding region runs from base 1 to 1230 and encodes 409 amino acids. The record is from RefSeq and is a predicted model, not a curated record. Gene Ontology annotation, biological process: DNA integration. The transcript has a single exon.